AACCUCCCUGGCGGACCCCCGAAACAGAGGUGUCAUGGGAGUUGAAACCAAGCAGCCAGCUGAGCAAAGCUCCAAAGUCGAAAAGAGGAGCAAAACCAAAAGAAAGCGCGAUCGACAGAUCUUCCUGGCCAUUUGUUGCCAAGUACCUGGGGAAGCCAUGGCAUCGAGCACUGGAAUCUGCGUGCACGAAAAGGAAAUCCUUCGGGACGUUCUGAACGUGUGGGCUCGUGGCGUGCUGCAGGGCCGCUCCUUGCCAUCCGAGGCUCGAGUGCUCAGCAACAUGAGGGGGAAGGAUUUGCCGCUGGACGUCCGAAAGCCAUUGCAACUGCUGCGACGGAGUCUUCCAGUGCGGAAAGGCCACUACACAGUGACUGUAAUCAUGCCAAAAGAGGCCCUUCGACCGGUUGCAGAGCCCUCGCCAAAGCUCAAGGCCAAAGAUGCCAAAGGGCCGAGGUCAUCGACAGCCGAGAAGCCAAAAGCUUCUGUGAAGAAGGAUGCCAAACUGAAGGCAAAAAAUAAGGACAGCAAGGAGAAGGACGGACAGAAAGCAACAGCUGAAAGGACUGAGAACAAUUCAGGCCAGGAGCCCAGAUUGCGGAGCGCAUCGGCAUCCAUGGCCACGUGGCCUUGAGGCGCUGCGGCCUUGGCAGAACUUCUGGAGUGAGAUGCCAUGGCAGGGACGCCUUGCAGAUCUCUGUGAGCAGGAUAGAUUGGGCUCACGGAUGAGUACCUUACAUUGAUGGUUUGUGCUGAGCACUCGUGGUGCUACAGGCUCGAAGCAAAUGGGGUGGACCC
Molecule: messenger RNA, 795 nt
Organism: Cladocopium goreaui
Lineage: Eukaryota; Dinophyceae; Suessiales; Symbiodiniaceae
Source: the annotation of a GenBank genome assembly